This is a messenger RNA of Oncorhynchus masou masou (cherry salmon), 5174 nucleotides long. Its product is annotated as zinc finger protein 135-like. Gene Ontology annotation, cellular component: nucleus. The coding region runs from base 393 to 1460 and encodes 355 amino acids. The transcript is spliced from 3 exons. The record is from RefSeq and is a predicted model, not a curated record. Lineage: Eukaryota; Metazoa; Chordata; Actinopteri; Salmoniformes; Salmonidae. Gene Ontology annotation, biological process: regulation of transcription by RNA polymerase II. Gene Ontology annotation, molecular function: DNA-binding transcription factor activity, RNA polymerase II-specific; RNA polymerase II transcription regulatory region sequence-specific DNA binding.
CCUGUGGUCACCAGGACAGAGCUAGUCCGUCCCCCUCCACCCUGCCGGAGUCCCCUGGUCACAACUCUCCUGGUAGCACCUUACUGCUGGGUCUGAAGAGGGUGUCUGUGCGGCUGGUCGACUGCAGGAAAACAGCAGGGCAGAAUGGAACUGUGAGAGAAGGACACGAGGAGGGAGAUUUGAUUUCAUCACGUGACACCCCUAACUGUCGUUCUCUCAGUGGGAGGAGCUUAUCAUCUGGGGAGCCUCAACAACAUGUUACUGACGUGACAGAGAAGAGUCUCUCCAGAUCAGAACACCUCAAGAAACACCAGCAGAGAUGUAGAGGGAAGAAACCUCACCACUACUGCUCUGACUGUGGGAAGAGUUUCACUCGCAGGAGUGGCUUCAUUAUGCACCAGCGGAUUCACACCCGAGAGAAACCGUACUGCUGCUCUCAGUGUGGGAAGCGUUUCACCUGUGCAGGAAGUCUUAAAGUACACCAAAGAAUCCAUAAUGGAGAGAAGCCUUACAGCUGCCCAGAAUAUGGGAAGUGUUUUACUGCUUCUAACGCCUUCAAAUAUCAUCUGCGAAUUCAUACAGGGGAGCGGCCUUACCCCUGCCUUGAUUGUGGAAAGAGCUUCAACCAGUCAUGCAACCUGACGACACACAAGCUAACACACACUGGAGUGAAGCCUUAUAGCUGUGAUCAGUGUGGGAAGAGCUUCAAUCAGGCAGUCCACCUGACCACACACAAGCUAGCACACACUGGAGUGAAGCCUUACAGCUGUGAUCAGUGUGGAAAGCGCUUUGCUGUAGCUUCCACCCUGAAUAGACACCAGGUAACACACACAGGAGUUAAGCCUUACAGCUGUGAUCAGUGUGGGAAGAGCUUCUCUGUAGUUUCCUCCCUGAUUAGACACCAGGCAACACACACUGGAGAGAGAACUUUUGUCUGUCUAUGUGGGAAGAGCUUUGCUCUAGCUUCCACCCUGACUACACAUCAGCGAACACACACUGGAGAGAAACCUUAUAGCUGUGAUCAGUGUGGAAAGAGCUUUGCUGUAUCAGAAAAACUAACUAUACACCAGCGAACACACACAGGAGAAAAGCCUUAUAGCUGUGAUCAGUGUGGGAAGAGCUUCAGGCAAUCAGUACACCUGAAUACACACCAGCGAACACACACAGGAGAGAAUCCUUAUAGCUGUGAUCAGUGUGGGAAGUGCUUCAGUCAAUCAGUACACCUGAAUUCACACCAGCGAACACACACAGGAGAGAAACCUUACAGCUGUGAGCAUUGUGGAAAGAGUUUCAGUCAAUCAGGGAGCCUAAAUUCACACCAGCGAACACACACCGGAGAGAAACCCUAUGUCUGUUUUUGUGGGAAGAGCUUUGCUCAUUUAGGGCCAAUGAAAAAACACCAGAAAGCAAAAAUGUGCCGUAUUUCAUCUUCCGGUCCGACACCGGUUCCAGAUCCCUAAAUAAAGGAUCAGUAGAAAACAUAUAUUGAACAGUCAUAUCCAUCUCUUUCUUGCUCUGCUUUCUUAACACUAUGAACAAGGCAGGUCCUACAGUCCCUAGUUUUGUCGCACCUUGACUACUGUUCAGUCGUGUGGUGAGAUGCCACUAAAAAGGACUUGGGAAAAUUGCAUUUGGCUCAGAACAGGGCAGCACGGCUGACCCUUAGAUGUACACAGAGAGAUCAUGUUAAUAAUAUGCAUAUCAAUCUCUCCUUGCUCAAAGUGGAGGAGAGAUUGACUUCCUCACUACUUGUAUUUAUGACAGGUAUUAGCAUGUUAAAUGCACCGAGCUGUCUGUUUUGAACUACUGGCACACAGCUCGGACACCCAUGCAUACCCUACAAGACAUGCCACAGGAGGUCUCUUCACAGUCCGCAAGUCCAGAACAGACUAUGGGAAGCGCACAGUACUACAUAGAGCCAUGACUACAUAGAACUCUAUUCCACAUCAAAUAACUGAUGCAGUAAAAUUAGAUUUAAAAAGCAGAUUAAAGCAACACAAACACAGACACAUGCAUACAUGCACACACGAUAACAUACACAUGGAUUUGGUACUGUAGAUAUGAGGCAGUGGUGGAGUAGGGGCCUGAUGGCACACAGUACCAUAAUAUUGGCCUUUUUGAAUUUGUGUGUCUCGCACUCCAGGACAAUCCUACUCUGCCUGGUUGGCCUCUGUAGUUAGCGUCUGCAAGAGCAGAAAGAGUCUCUUAACAACAAGGAACUUUGGUCCCAAAUGAGGACCCAGCCGAGAAGAGAUCAACAUCCGACGAGCUUCUCCUUCACGUCUCUAUGGAUUAAAAUGACUAUUUUUUUAUUGUAAUUAUUUUUUUUAUUGUAUAAACUGCCUUAAUCUCAAUUGUCUCGAGGCUUAAAAAUCCCUUUUUAACCUGUCUCCUCCCCUUCAUCUACAUUGAUGUGAAGUGGCUUUAACAAGUGACAUCAAUAAGUGAUCACAUCUUUCACUUGGAUUCACCUGUUCAGUCUAUGUCAUGGAAAGAGCAGGGGAUCAUAAUGUUUUUUCCACUCAGUGUAUGUCCAUUAAUAUGUUAUUAAUAUAUAAAGUCAUAAAAAUGUUAAUUCCUCACUACAUGCAAAUAUGAACUGGCCAGCUACAUUUUUUUGGUUGUAAGCAAAUCACAAUGUCCAGAAUUCAUAGCGAUUUCAGGACUUGGAGUACCGCCCUGUGAAGGUGUAUCCAGUUGAUGUGAGAAAAAUGUCUGUUUGUAGCCAUCACUUUCAACUAGAGGAUUUUGAAACAACUGAAUUCUCAACUCUUGGGGUUGCCAUGUCGUUGAACGUUGAAAAGUGAUUCUAUUCUAUCAAAUUAUUUUUUUCCUCUCUUUCAUCUCAAAGAUGAAGGCAUCCAGUCAGCUAACAUCAGCACAGCAGAAAAGAGGACAAUCUGAGGGGACUCUCCUAACUGUCGCGCUCUCAGUGGGAGGGGCUAAUCACCUGGUGCGCUUCAACCACAUCAUGUUGCUGACGAGACAGAGAAGAGUCUCUCCAGAUCAGAACACCCCAAGAAACACCAGCAGAGACGUAUAGGGAAGAAACCUCACCACUGCUGCUCUGACUGUGGGAAGAGUUUCACAAGCCAGAGUGGCGUCAUUAUUCACCAGCGGAUUCACACCCGAGAUAAAUCAUACUACUGCUCUCAGUCUGGGAAGAGUUUCACCUGUCCAGGAAGUCUUAAAGUACAACAAAGAAUCCGUACAGGAGAGAAGCCUUACAGCUGCUCAGAGUGUGGGAAGAGAUUCCCUGCUUCUCAAACCUUAAAAUUGCAUCUGAGAAUUCAUACAGGGGAGAGGCCUUACCCCUGCCUUGAGUGUGGGAAAAGCUUUGCUUACACACUGGAGUGAAGUCUUAUCGCUGUGAUCAGUGUGGGAAGAGCUUCAAUCAGUCAGGCCACCUGACAAAACACAAGCUAACAAACACACAGGAGAAGCCUAUAUAGCUGUGAUCAGUGUGGGAAGAGCUUCAAUCACCUGACAAAACACAAGCUAACAAACACACAGGAGAAGCCUAUAUAGCUGUGAUCAGUGUGGGAAGAGCUUCAAUCACCUGACAAAACACAAGCUAACAAACACACAGGAGAAGCCUAUAUAGCUGUGAUCAGUGUGGGAAGAGCUUCAAUCACCUGACAAAACACAAGCUAACAAACACACAGGAGAAGCCUAUAUAGCUGUGAUCAGUGUGGGAAGAGCUUCAAUCACCUGACAAAACACAAGCUAACAAACACACAGGAGAAGCCUAUAUAGCUGUGAUCAGUGUGGGAAGAGUUAUGCUGUAGCUUCCAUCCUGAAUAGACACCAUCAAACACACACUGGAGAGACACCUUGGAUAUAUGUGGGAAGAGCUUUGUUAAUUUAGGACCAAUGAGAAAACACCAAAAAGCACAAACAUCUACACCACCUGAUGUUACAGGAAGGCCAUAAAGAUCAUCAAGGACAUCAACCACCCGAGCCACUGCCUGUUCACCCCGCUAUCAUCCAGAAGGCGAGGUCAGUACAGGUGCAUCAAAGCUGGGACCGAGAGACUGAAAAACAGCUUCUAUCUCAAGGCCAUCAGACUGUUAAACAGCCACCACUAACAUUGAGUGGCUGCUGCCAACACACUGACACUGACUCAACUCCAGCCACUUUAAUAAUGGGAAUUGAUGGGAAAUGAUGUAAAUAUAUCACUAGCCACUUUAAACAAUGCUACCUUAUAUAAUGUUACUUACCCUACAUUAUUCAUCUCAUAUGCAUACGUAUAUAUACUGUACUCUAUAUCAUCGACUGCAUCCUUAUGUAAUACAUGUAUCACUAGCCACUUUAACUAUGCCACAUUGUUUACAUACUCAUCUCAUAUGUAUAUACUGUACUCGAUACCAUCUACUGUAUCUUGCCUAUGCUGCUCUGUACCAUCACUCAUUCAUAUAUCCUUAUGUACAUAUUCUUUAUCCCCUUACACUGUGUAUAAGACAGUAGUUUAGGAAUUGUUAGUUAGAUUACUUGUUGGUUAUUACUGCAUUGUCGGAACUAGAAGCACAAGCAUUUCGCUACACUCGCAUUAACAUCUGCUAACCAUGUGUAUGUGACAAAUAAAUGUGAUUUGACUUGACAUGGCUUAAUUCAUCUCCCAUCUAUCCAACACCAGUUCCAGAUCCCUUAAUAAAGGAUCAAUAGAAAACAUCUAUUGAACAGUCAUAUCCAUCUCCCAUUAAACAGUUGCUUUAGUCUGAUCACCAUGGCAUAAUAUGCAGCUCUGAUCUAGGAUCAGGUUUCCCCUGUGUCUAUGUAAUAUCACAGACACAGGGGAAUAAUUGUGUUGAUAAUUGUAUCUUCUUUCAUGUACUCAUGAUACUAAUAUUAUUAAAUGUCAUUAUGUAGAAUAAUAUUUCAACAAUAGGUGUAUAUUCAUGUAUUCAAUUGAUCAAUACAUUCAAGCCAAUUAUCUUCUGAACAAAAUGUUAUCACUAUAUUUUUAUAAUAAUAUCUAAAUGGAUUAAAAUGCUCCUUUAAAAAUGAUCAAUAAUACAUUGGAUAAUAAUAUCCAUGAGGUCCUGGUAAGAACUAUGCAUGCUGUCUUGUAACAACGUCUAAUGACUUUAAUAACUUUUAGAUUUAUGUAACAAAACUGGUAAAUGUAAUGUCUUGUUGGUUAAUAUGAUAAAAUGUUUAAUUGUAGUAAUAUA